GGCUCGAAGGUUCUAGUAGUGUGUUUGUUUGCAAUCGAUGUGUCUUUUUCGCGGUACAAAAUUAUAUUUCUAUACAUUUAUUGUUAUAUUUAAAGUUAGUAUCGUAUAAUAUAAUCAUUAUAAAUGUUACAAAUGUGAAAAAAAAAUGUUUGUUUGUGCUUUAAAAGUUCAAUAAAUCAGACAAAAAGCAGUGCCCUAGCCGGGUAUAUCCCGCUUAUUAGUGAUUUUUCGUGAUAUAUCAAGGAAAAUAAUCACACAAGACAAUCAUGGCUCGGGUGUACGACAACAUCGACCCCGCGUACGCAGCCACCUGCAGCGACGUCACGCUGUGCUCCAACAACAAGGGAUUCUUCAGGAAUCUAAGCGAGAAUCUGGUGGCCAUCGCUGACACUGAAUGGCUGGAACGAUUGGAGAGAAUGGAUGAAGAGAAGAGAGUGCAAGCGGUGAAGGACAAUAAGGAGAUAAUGGAAGCUAUAGGACAAGUAUUAUCAAGGAUACAACCACUGCACAGAGGAAAAGAUGCGAGGGUGUCUCAGGAGAAGUGGCAGUCCGCUAAAGCUGCAAUGGAGGCAGGAGACCUGAAGAAAGCAUUGGCUCUCGCUAGCCAGGCUAUCUUCAAAGCACCACUUCCAUGUAUCGACGAGAUAAUCGAGGGAGGAUCUUUAGCCAUGGGUCUGUGGCUCAGAUCCGAAAUCUUGCUUCGCUUAAACCGCCCCCGUGCAGCACUAGAAGACCUCAAGAUUGCGCUGAAAGAACGGCUCCCUGCCAGGAUGCGGGCGCAGUAUUACUGGCGAAUGGGCGACUGCUACAAGGGUGCUGGUGAGCCGACCAGGGCGAAGGUGUCCUACGAGCUGGCAGCACGCCUCCUGGCCACUGAUAAGGAAGCCAAAGCAAAAGUUGUGAAUGACAUCGAGACACUCGACUACUCUGUGCAGUCGAAGCAUCCUCCUGAUAAGCCUGGAAUCAAACUCGCUGGCGGUGCUAAACAAAAUAUGCCAGCUUUGUCUCAACUAGUGAAAAUCGUCGAAGAAGAGAAUAAGGGUCGAUUCGCAGUAGCCAGUGACUCAAUCAAAACCGGCGAUGUUCUAUUAGUGGACAGUCCGUAUGCAUCCUGUUUGCUGUCUGAAUGCUACGGUACUCAUUGUCUACAUUGCUUUAAGAGGCUGGAAGACUGUGAAGAUACAGCUCCUGUAGGGUGUCCAAAGUGUUCAGGAGUAGUGUUUUGCAGUAUCGAGUGUAGGGAUGCCGCUGUUUCCACUUACCAUUUGUUUGAGUGCACAUUUGUUGAUUUCUUUAUGGGUUCUGGAAUGUCAAUUUUAACUCAUAUAGCUUUAAGAAUGGUAACCCAAGCUGGUCUUGAAACUUCCUUAUUAAUACAUUCUAAAUAUAUAACAAAUCAAGUAAAAACAGUAGAAGGAGCCGCUUUAAAUGACAUAGAAGGCGUGUCAAAGAAAUCCAAAAUCAGAAGUAGGAAAGAAAGGCUGAAUAGAUCUAAGAAAGGAUUGAAGAGUUUUACAGAUAGGGUGAAAGAUGAUGAUAACAUAGAGGAAUUGGAAUAUAAAAUGGAGAGCAACAUGAAUUUGGAAGAAAAAAUGGAGCUAAAAGCUGCAGAAAUUUACUCGCUGUGUACGCAUUCACAAGAGAGGAAAGGCAAUGAUUAUUUGAAAAGAAUGAUCAUGGCUAUGUUCUUAACAGAGUGCCUCAAGAAAGCUGGAUUUUUCAAGACAUGCGAACCUGAAAAUCUAGCAAAAGCUGAAACAUCGAUCUGUGAGCUAUUAAUUCGGAAUCUUGAGCUGCUCCAAUUCAACGCACAUGAAAUAUACGAAACGCUUCGCGGGGAACACAUGUUCAGUGGCUCCAAACCUAUCUACAUUGCAGUCGCUAUUUAUCCAUCUGGAGCGCUGUUUAACCACGAAUGUUAUCCUGCUGUUGCCAGAUACUUUGAUGGGAAAAACAUAGUUCUACGGGCUACCAGGCCGCUCGCUCCUGGUGAAAUGGUAUCGGAAAAUUAUGGACCCCACUUCCUGAUGCGUGGAUUGAAAGAUCGACAACGAUCUCUAAGCUGCCGUUACUGGUUCCGUUGCGAGUGUGAAGCGUGCAAAGAAGACUGGCCUACACUUAAAGAACUCACCGAUGCUCCUCCACGUCUUAAAUGCCAUAACAUAGAAUGCACAGGCAUGUACCGCCCUUUGCCGGAAUUUAUACCCGACAAAUGUACCAAAUGUUCCAUCACCAUUGAUCCGGAAUUGGUGAAGAUUAAAUUGGGCAGUGUCACCAAGUGCUGCGAUCAAUAUAAGGAGGGUGCAACAUUGAUGGAAAGUGAGCGCCUCGACGACGCCAUCGCAGUACUGUGUGACGCUAUAGACACGUACCAUGAUAUAGCUCGUCCGCCGCACAAGGAUACCCACCUAGCACAGGAGUCGCUGAGGGCCUGCUUCGCGAUGAAAGGCAACGUACAUGUACAGCGGGGCGAUCCUUCGGAAUCGAAUAACGGACACACCAAUAAUGGCCAAGAUAAAGCUAAUACUGCCUAAUUUAAAUUCGACAAUAGGCUUAGAGAGCCUGUAACUUAUGAGGAGUAUUAUUUCUCUGAAUAUUAAUAUACUUAAUUAUCAUUAUCCAUUAUAAAAAUAAAUGAUUUAGUUCUAAGAAUUGUAUGUUGAUUUUUUUAUUGAAUUCAAAUUAAAAUACUUUUUUUUUAUUUUCUAA
This is a messenger RNA of Galleria mellonella (greater wax moth), 2709 nucleotides long. RefSeq names its product SET and MYND domain-containing protein 4 (gene Smyd4-2). Gene Ontology annotation, molecular function: protein binding. The transcript has 13 exons. Bases 267 to 2534 code for a protein of 755 amino acids. NCBI's taxonomy places the organism in Eukaryota, Metazoa, Arthropoda, Insecta, Lepidoptera, Pyralidae. The record is from RefSeq and is a predicted model, not a curated record.